GAGGCCUAUUGGUUGGAACAGUACUCAUGGGCUUUAUUCAAGGCAAUGUCUCAUAUGCUUUGCAUAGGCUACGGAAGGUUUCCUCCACAAUCUCUUACUGACAUGUGGUUAACCAUGCUAUCCAUGAUAUCUGGAGCAACCUGUUAUGCGUUGUUCCUGGGACAUGCUACAAAUCUGAUUCAAAGUUUAGAUUCAAGCAGGCGUCAAUAUCGUGAAAAGGUCAAGCAAGUGGAGGAAUAUAUGGCAUACAGAAAACUUCCAAGAGAUAUGAGACAAAGGAUAACUGAAUACUUUGAACAUCGAUAUCAAGGCAAGUUCUUCGACGAGGAAUGUAUUCUAGGAGAGCUGAGUGAAAAACUUAGAGAAGAUGUGAUAAACUACAACUGUAGGUCUUUGGUUGCUUCAGUGCCUUUUUUUGCCAAUGCUGACUCUAAUUUUGUAUCAGAUGUAGUAACUAAAUUAAGAUACGAAGUAUUUCAACCUGGUGAUAUUGUAAUUAAGGAGGGAACAAUAGGAUCAAAAAUGUAUUUUAUUCAAGAAGGAAUCGUUGACAUUGUAAUGGCGAAUGGAGAGGUUGCAACUUCACUAUCAGAUGGAUCUUAUUUCGGAGAAAUAUGUCUUCUUACUAAUGCUAGACGAGUUGCAAGUGUUCGUGCAGAAACUUACUGCAAUUUAUUUUCCUUAAGUGUUGAUCAUUUCAAUGCUGUUCUGGACCAAUAUCCAUUAAUGAGAAAAACAAUGGAGACUGUAGCAGCAGAGAGGUUGAACAAAAUCGGGAAGAACCCAAAUAUAAUGGCUCAUAAAGAGGAAUCAGAAUCAGCCAACGCAGAAACAAAUCAAAUCAGCGCUGUGGUAAACGCAUUAGCAGUGGAAGCCGAAAAUAAUUUAAACAAUCUUAGUGAUGAAAGCGGAAGUUUGAAAAAAGUUCAUUCUGAUCUAAGUUUGACAGAGUUAAAUCAAAGUUUAAGAAUGAGUUUACCUAGGCCAAAGAGUGGUGAAUUUAGAGCACUUUUCGAAGGUAGUCCUUAGGAACACAAAAACUCUCUCUGGAAUUGACAAAUACUCUUCUCUAGGAUACAAGUGAGAUAUAUUUAAUACAUUUUUGGUUUUUCAUAAAGCGAUAGUGUUUACUUUUGAUUUUCUUUGAUUUCAUGUGUUUGCCGUAUGCUUGUAGCCAUUUAAGUAUUACAAGAGAUCAAUUAAUUAAUAGUACAAGUUUAGCUAUGGACAAUGUAUCGGAGGAAAUAAAAUGUCAGCAUACAAAAGCACAUGAAGUUUUCUAGAAAAAAAAAAUAA
This is a messenger RNA of Aedes albopictus (Asian tiger mosquito), 1296 nucleotides long. RefSeq lists its product as uncharacterized. Lineage: Eukaryota; Metazoa; Arthropoda; Insecta; Diptera; Culicidae. The record is from RefSeq and is a predicted model, not a curated record. Gene Ontology annotation, biological process: sodium ion transmembrane transport; potassium ion transmembrane transport; regulation of membrane depolarization. Gene Ontology annotation, molecular function: voltage-gated potassium channel activity. Gene Ontology annotation, cellular component: membrane; HCN channel complex.